This is a messenger RNA of Hordeum vulgare subsp. vulgare (domesticated barley), 611 nucleotides long. RefSeq names its product 17kDa alpha-amylase/trypsin inhibitor 2-like. The transcript has a single exon. Gene Ontology annotation, molecular function: serine-type endopeptidase inhibitor activity. Lineage: Eukaryota; Viridiplantae; Streptophyta; Magnoliopsida; Poales; Poaceae. Bases 41 to 481 code for a protein of 146 amino acids. The record is from RefSeq and is a predicted model, not a curated record.
CCCCUGCACAUCUAUCAAUCAAGACAUUACAAAGCUCAACAUGGCGUCUAGCCAACUCGUGCCCUGGGCCUUGUUGCUCGCUGUCCUCACCACCGUCGUGGCAACUGCGGAACGGGACUACGGCGAGUACUGCCGCGUGGGGAAGUCGAUUCCCAUCAACCCUCUCCCCGCUUGCCGAGAGUACAUCACGCGCCGGUGCGCCGUCGGAGACCAGCAGGUGCCGGAUGUCCUCAAGCAGCAGUGCUGCCGGGAGCUCAGCGACCUGCCGGAAAGUUGCCGGUGCGAUGCCCUGAGCAUCCUAGUGAACGGCGUGAUCACGGAGGACGGCUCCAGGGUCGGCCGGAUGGAGGCGGUGCCGGGCUGUGACAGGGAGAGGAUCCAUUCCAUGGGGUCGUAUCUCACGGCGUAUAGUGAGUGCAAUCUGCACAAUCCGGGUACCCCUGGAGGGGACUGCGUGCUGUUUGGUGGCGGCAUCAGUUAGUUAGCUCUAGGUAGUACUCAAAUAAAUGUUGCAUGAGUCGAUUGUGGUUGUGGUGCAUGCAUCCGUGGUAUACAAAAUAAAGGAUGGAAAGUCUAUGAUUUCCUCUUCGAAAGUUAAUUUGGAUAUUUCA